Penicillium coprophilum is the source of this 3690-nucleotide messenger RNA. RefSeq names its product hybrid sensor histidine kinase/response regulator. Bases 1 to 3690 code for a protein of 1229 amino acids. Lineage: Eukaryota; Fungi; Ascomycota; Eurotiomycetes; Eurotiales; Aspergillaceae. Gene Ontology annotation, biological process: protein autophosphorylation; phosphorelay signal transduction system. The transcript has 3 exons. Gene Ontology annotation, molecular function: histidine phosphotransfer kinase activity; phosphorelay sensor kinase activity. The record is from RefSeq and is a predicted model, not a curated record.
AUGGACUACAAAGCAGACCGUCAGACGCGAGAGGUAUACCGGUAUUUCCAGCCUGAAAAUCCAGCGGCGCUUAAUGCCACACUUCAUCAGUUCGAUGAACAUGUGGGCUCAAUAGCAGACUUUUCAAGAGUGACAACCCCUUUUCUACCCGAUACCUCUGAUCCAAGGACAAAUUAUGUUGAAGGCAACUUUCCAUCAAGUCCAAAUACAACUUUGACUUCUUUUGCACAACUGGCCGCUCUGCGGCUGAACGCACAGCGUGCUGUAUUGAACGCCGACGCUCAAUUUAUAUUGGCCGAGGCCACAAGAAACACUAAUCUAAAAAGCUCCAAGUCAUCCGAAGGAGAAGGAGAUAUACUCUUCGCUGGAACAUCAACAUUGUCGAAUGCUUGGAAUAUAUGCCAGGAAACAGUUGCAAUGGGCUCGGAGAACGAAGAUGGAUUGUAUUCGUUUAUGAUUGUCAACGAUCUUCACCAGGAAGAACGGUUCAGAGAAUUGCCUUUUGUGACACAGGAGCCACACUCUCAUUUUUAUGCCGGAACGCCUCUAACCAGUGAGAGCGGUAUCAAUCUAGGAUGUCUGUUUGUAUUGGACUCUGAACCUCGCCAGGGGCUAUCUGAUAUCGAGAAGGAUACAUUAGGGAAAGUGGCAGAGUUGGUAAUGGACUAUUUAUUGGUUAGUCGUCAGGCUGCAGAGGGGCGGCGCGCCUCGCGGCUAUCGCGUGGUCUCCAUCUUUUUGUCGACGGCAACUCCAGUUUUCCCAGCAAUGCUCGCAUGUCAUCUCAGUCGAACAGCUCGGCUCACUCAGCUCAGAGUUUGUCCCCGCGGGUAUCACCUCACUCAAGAGCCAGUCGAUCUAUAAGCUUCCAAACCAAUGAAAGGGAAUUUCCCUCAGCACGGUCUAGGUCAGGCAAUGCAUCUCAAAACGCCGACUCACGAGCACUGAGCCCGGUCUCGAACCAGAAUGACCCGUCUGUCCCCCCUAGUCCAGCAGGAUCAUUGCAAAGCUCGCGAUAUGGCGACAAUGGCUCGGAGGACUCCUCGAGCAGCAACCGCUGGCUUUUCCAACGUGCUGCGAACCUCUUACGACAAAGUCUGGACUUGCACGGUGCUGGUGGUGUUAUGUUCAUGGAGGCUUGUGACAACUCCUCCGAAUAUGUUGCAGCCGGUCAUUGUGACUCCACUGAGUCUACAAGUCCAGCCCCUAUUCUUGCGCUGUCAACCAGAGAUGAUCCAUUUUUCUACCAGACAAGCUCGGAAUCGUCAGAUCCAGCUGUCAGCCUUGAUAAUGUCUUCCUCAAGCAGUUGACCCAUCGAUAUCCCAAAGGGAAACUCUGGUCAUUCCAUCACGAUGGGACCUUUUCAACUUCGGAGGAUCAAUUAAUCGACGAGUCUCGGAAACAAAGGAAAAAGUCCAGGGUUUCAGAAACCAGCAAACUCAAUAAGUUCUUCCCUGACGCAUCUCAAGUUAUGUUUGUCCCACUUUGGAAUGCCACAGAUUCCCAGUGGUUCGCCGGAUGUUUUUGUUGGACUCCUCAACCGACGCGAGUUUUCAGUCCUAUCGUUGAUCUGAGCUCAGUAUUUGCGUUCGGAUCCUCUAUCAUGACUGAAUAUAGCCGUGUUGAAUCAGUUAUUGCAGACCGCCAAAAGGGAGACUUCAUAAGCAGCAUCUCCCACGAACUACGCAGCCCGUUGCAUGGUGUCUUGGCUGCGGCCGAGUUUUUUGGAAGCACGAGCUUGGAUCAAUUUCAGGAAACUCUCCUUGAUACGAUAAAUGCAUGUGGCCGAACUCUCUUGGAUACAAUGAACCAAGUUUUAGACUUCAGCAAAAUCAUGUCAUUGGAAAGACACAAGAAAGCCUUGAAGCAUGGAAAAGAUACGUUGAAACCCAAGCACCGGGAGGAAACUGUGGAGCGCCUGGAUACAUUGGUCUUGACAGACGUCGCUCUUUUGACAGAGGAUGUUAUAGAUAGCGUGUGCUUGGGCCAUUCCCACAUACAGAGGUCAGCCAUAUCCACCAAUCACCACACAGACGCCUCUUCGACAUCUUCUUCCCUUUCACCAAAAGAUGACAUCCUAGUCGAUCCCAUCUCACAAGUGGCUGUCAUCGUUGACAUCCCUGAUAAUGACUGGAUGUACAAAGUCCAGCCAGGAUCGCUGAGACGCCUAAUCAUGAAUAUCCUUGGCAAUGCACUGAAGUAUACCAAAAAAGGUCGGAUAUCCGUCCGUAUGGAGGCCAGUGAGCGUUCCAAAGGGCGCUCUCGACGCCAAGGCCUCGAAGACAUGGUGACAUUGACCAUAUCAGAUACGGGCAAGGGCAUCUCGAAGGGUUAUCUUCAGAAACACCUGUUUACUCCGUUCUCACAAGAGGAUCCGCUAUCAGUAGGCACUGGUCUCGGUCUAUCAAUUGUUCGCGGCAUUGUGAAAACUCUCAACGGGAAAAUCAAUAUUCGAAGCCGACAGGGUGAAGGCACUACCGUUAAGGUGUCGCUUCCCCUAGAACGUCUAGUGGGAGAUGAUAGCCCACAACCCACGUCUGCUGUGGAAAAUGCAGACCAUAAUAGACUUGCACCAUAUCCUCAACUCCGACGUCUUGACUGUAAUGGGAAACGUGCAGCUAUCUGGGGAGUCGAUCCGUCUGAUGUUGAAGAGCACCCGUUUUGGGCUUCCAUAGCCCGGUAUAUCACAGAUUGGUAUGGUCUGCAGCUUGUUCCUGUGUUUGCCGAAGAGCCUGUUGAUAUCAUGUUUGUGAAUGAAAUGGAUUUGUCUGCGAAAGAAAUGCAGAAUUUCCCAGCAGCAUUGCCAAGCUUGCUUAUUUUUUGUAGUGAGACAAGCAACCAUGGUGAUGCUAGGGCACAGUGGUCGCAUCUUGCUGACUAUGUGGUGAUUCUCCAUGGACCUUGUGGUCCACGAAAACUAUACCGCGGUAUUUUGAGCUGUCUUCAUGCAAAGCCAACAAUAUCUACGCCGAGGCCGCAGAAUUUCCAACAAGGCUUGGUAUUCCCCGAGCGACCCGCUCUUGCAGUUUUGCCUUCAUCAGCUGAAGAUUCAAGCCCCUCAUCAUCAGGAAAUGUACGAUCACCAGCUCCUGAUUCGUGUUUUCUCACCACGGAGUCCAGAAACGACACCAUCGAUCCCACGGAGCGUAGUGAUUCUGCGUUGACAUCGUAUACCGACAACUCUGCUCGGACAUUGUCCGGGAGUACUGAUUCCACCAAUCCCACGUCUUCUUCGUCUACACGACCUUCCUUUGGUGAUUCAGGUCAAGCUAGCACCUCAGCUGGGAGCAAAAGCAGACCCCGUGUCUUAGUGGUAGAUGACAACAACAUCAACCUUCAUCUCAUGGUGACUUUCAUGCAAAAACGAAAAGUGAUGGUUCUAGAUAGGGCCGGGAAUGGCAGGACGGCCGUUGAUGCGUUUGAAAGGAUGCCACAGGGAUACGACCUUAUUUUCAUGGACAUGUCUAUGCCGGUCAUGGACGGAUUUGAGGCGACACGUGCCAUUCGUGCGGUUGAGAAAGAAAGAGAUGGCUGUGUUCCGGCAACAAUCAUUGCUUUGACAGGACUCAGCAGUUCAUUCGAUGAGCGCAGAGCCUUGAACUCAGGGGUGGACCUUUUCCUUAUGAAGCCUGUUUCUUUCAAGGAAGUAUCAAGGCUCGUUGAUGAAUGGGAAGCUAAAACGCGGAAAUAG